This is a messenger RNA of Trachymyrmex septentrionalis, 3609 nucleotides long. Its product is annotated as membrane metallo-endopeptidase-like 1. Gene Ontology annotation, molecular function: metalloendopeptidase activity. Gene Ontology annotation, biological process: protein processing. The coding region runs from base 47 to 3586 and encodes 1179 amino acids. The record is from RefSeq and is a predicted model, not a curated record. NCBI's taxonomy places the organism in Eukaryota, Metazoa, Arthropoda, Insecta, Hymenoptera, Formicidae. Gene Ontology annotation, cellular component: plasma membrane. The transcript has 16 exons.
UUCAAAUUAACGUAUAUAGUCGCUAGUUAACCGAGUUGAAGGAACCAUGCCAUUUCGUAAAACAUAUCAGAUUAACAAUCGGGAGCAGGGCAAGGCUGCUCAACGGGAUCAGUCAUAUAGAAGCUGUCUCAUUGCCCUGCUCAUUUUCUUCUUCAUGUGCCUUAUCCUUAUCCUUGCCUGCAAACCCUGGAAAGUGCAGAAACAAAGAGAAUACAGGGAGCCAUAUAUUAAACAUGACUCACAGCAUUAUCCUCAAGAACACCCAAACGAAACAACAAUUCUGACUGUUUCAUUAACAACAUCAACAACAACAACUCAAAAUACUCUGACAGAAGAGACAGUUUUAGCAAGAACUUGGAUUAUCCCAGUGAAUACAUCCAUUGCAGAAAAUAGACCAACAGAAGAAAUCAAUGUCAUUACUGAAGAUUAUUCGAAGAAGAAUGUUAAAGGAUCUCAUCAUUUUGAGCGUUACUUUGAAAAUUCGACGAGUAUUGAUGAAAUAACAUUGUCUCCUCCUGUAUCUCAAAAAAGUAUUGAAGAUUAUACUUCGAAUGAAAUCUUUGAAAAUGUAGAAACUACAGAAAAAAGCAUCGACUUGACUACAUUGCCACAUGAUAUUAUAACUGAUAAUAUCAUCAAUAAUGCAACUUCAAUAUCAUCAAGUGAACCAAUUGGCGUCACUACAAAAUAUACUUCAAUUGUUGAUAUUAUAAAUAAUAUUAUGUCAUCAACUACUAAGGAAUUUAUAAGUGAUUCUACUGACGGAUAUUACAAUUCGAAUAAAUCAGAAGUUGACAUUGUGACUAAUAACAUUAUAAUUUCAACAUUGCUGACACAGUUCAACGAUACCGAAGAGAAUGUUUCUGAGAAUUCUACUAAAAAAUAUGAGAGAUUAAGAGUUGGUAUUGAUAAUAUUACAUUUUCAACAACGCCGAGUCUUCUUGAAGAAAGUACAAGUGCUAAACAUUCUUCCAUUAAGAACAAUUAUUCUAAGAUUUUGCAAUCUGAAGUAACAACGAGUAAUAUUUUAACUCGAUCAGAUCCUCAAGAAAAUGAAGAUACUAGAAAUUCUACAACGAAAGAUUUAAAUUAUGAAGAAUCUGCAGUUACGAAGUACAAUGCGACGUUAAUUAAUGAGAAUGAAAUGACAGAGAACUCUCCUACAAUAAAUUAUACUUCACUUAUGGAUGAGAAGUUUUCCACAAAAGUUGAAAGUGAAGCUGAAGAUCUGAUGAAUGAAACGAUUACUAGUAUAAAAAGUUAUACCGAGAAAUUCAAUGUGACUUCUAAUGGAAUGGAGAAAUACAACGGAUCUCCCAUGUCCAAUUAUGUCAACACAUCCAGUACCGUUUUUUAUAAGCACACAACUAGGACAGCCAUCCCAGUAAGUUACAAUGAGACGGAUCUUAUCACCACAGGAUGGACUACGCUUUCUAAUGAAGACACGAGCAUUUGUGAGACAGGACACUGCAAGCAAAUUGCCAGCAGAAUUUUAUCCUACAUGAAUCAUUCAGCCGACCCUUGCGACGAUUUCUAUGAGUACGCUUGCGGUAGUUUUGAAGCAAAUCCGCAGCUGAUAGACGGAGAUCUAAUUCGGAGAUCUAGAAAUUACCAACGAAUCGCCAGUAAAUUUAUUAAUUUACUAAUGACAUAUAAUUAUUAUGUAGAUAGAUGUAAUUUUAUUACAGCAAAUGACGCGUUAAAAAAAAUAGGAAAGUUCUAUGUAUCUGAUACGUGGUCUGAUAAUUACGUCGUGAGUUUUACCAAUUUAUUCGCCCAAUUAAUGUUACAUCAUAGCGCUCUUUUAUUUGAUGUCGUGCCAGAAUUGGAUGAAUAUCGUCCAAACAAUUUCACAUUGAAAAUAGGUCCUAUGACGUAUGAAAGUCCUUUCAAAGCGGAGCACGUGGAAGAUCCCUGUUCCGAGGACAAGUUCGAGACGGAAGGGCAAUACGUGAAUCUCGAAAUUUUGUAUCAUAAUUAUGAAAAAUGCAAGAAUGAUACGAGCGAAUUAAUGAGAUCCAUUAGGACAACGCUAAAAGAGCUUAAUGUUUUUAAGGGCUUAAAUGACAGCGAUUUAGAAUGGAGUAUACAAUCUGAAAACAUAGAAAAAACUGUUCAUGUGAUUGAUUCUGUUGUAAUGCAAGAAUAUUUUUCGAACUUUCCGUCUAAGAGUGAAGUACGAGAGGCGUACUUGAUGAACGAUUACAGUAAAGUCAGUUUAGAGGAUUUACAGAGCAGUAGCACAUUUGUAAAUUGGGCGCAAUUAAUUCAUUUGUUAACAGGAGUACACGUGGAAAGUAAUGAGAUUAUUCAAGUGUAUUUCCAUGCCGCAUUAACUAAAGGUUUACGCAAAUUAGAAAAAUAUUCUAAAAAAAAUUCUAUGAGUCUUAACAAUGCGAUAAUGGCAUUAUACGCGAACAAGCUUUAUCACGAGUUGGUUUUGCCAAAGCAUGAUAAUGUAAAGGAUUAUUGUCUGCAUGUGGCUACCUAUCUUUUACGGUUGGAAGCGUCCAAUUUAUAUGUAUCAUCCUUUACUGAUUACGAAAUAACACAAAUGAAUGAAAUAAUAAAAAAGACAUUCAACAACUUAAAGCAAACUUUAUCAGACAAAAUGCAAGAAGCACAAUGGGCAAAAGAGGAAGGACGAAAAGAAUUGCUAAACAAGAUCAAUAGUUUGAAACUCGCAUUACCUGUUGUUUCCUAUUUCAAGAAUAGAAACUCGCUAUAUAAUGAAUAUAACGUAUCAGAGGUAAUUAUAAACGACAAUUACUUUAACAAUUCGAUAAUGCUAUUAAAAAGAUACAGAACUCUAAUGUACACCGAAUUAAGAAGAGAAGUUGGUGGUCCAAAGCAAAUUUGGACAUAUUAUGCUACGCCAUUCCAAUCGAAAGCCCAAGUGAUUUAUGCCCUAAAUCUCAUCGUGAUUCCUUACGGUAUUAUCGAUUGGUCUUUAAUGAGUAACUUAAUGAACGGCGAUGAAUUAUCCUAUUUUCUACUAGCAACCCUUGGGAAUUUAAUAGCUCAUCAGAUCGCCCAUCAUUUUGACACAAAUGGUAUACACUAUUGGAAUCAAAUCAGGAAUGCUCAAGAUUCCCUGAUGUUUGAAAACGAAUUUACAAAUACUCACUUCGAUGAUUAUAUCAACUGUCAAAAGGAGAAUCUGUAUCAAGAGCCUAUAAACAUGACGUUACCCUUCACUGAUCAAAUCGUGUCCUUUAGAAUUCCACGGUUGACCUUGAACGAGCGGUUGUCUGAAAUUAUAGGACUCAGACUAGCCUAUGAUACUUUGGCUCUUACAAUGUCGAAUACGAAGAGACUACCAUGGAUACAACUCCGCAUCGACCAAUUAUUCUACCUCGCCUACGCUCAGAUGUAUUGCACGAAGAUGUCACUCACAUCGUCGUAUGUCUCCUUGCACGAGAGCGAGAACCUGCCUAGCCGGAUCCGCGUGUUCGUCUCCGCAUCAAACGACAAGUUCCUUGCCAAGGCGUGGAAUUGCCCGCUCGGCUCGCAGAUUGCACCCAACGACGUUUGCAACGUGUUCCCAUACAUAGAGAUUAAAGAGACCUCGAUGAUUCCGGAAUGAGAAUCAUUCUCGGAAAAGAAUGG